AUGCUCUGGUCAGUUAAUUUAAUUGAUUUGAUUCCUUUCAAAUUAGCACUUUGGCAAUCACAGAUAUUAACUAUGGUUGAUUUAACUGGUCCUGUACAGUCGUUAGAAGUAAAGAGUUGGAUACUUGUGGCAGAAACUAAUGUCGAUUAUGAACUUAGCAUUAAUUCAAACCUCAAGAAAAUUUAUACAUACGGCAAUGCAAAUAAUGGUGCAAAAUCUUAUUUUUUCAUUAUUGAAUUGGUUAUUGAAUUGGAAGUGCAAUGA
This is a messenger RNA of Funneliformis geosporum, 264 nucleotides long. NCBI's taxonomy places the organism in Eukaryota, Fungi, Glomeromycota, Glomeromycetes, Glomerales, Glomeraceae. The record is from the annotation of a GenBank genome assembly.